AUGAAUAUCAGCAUAUCAAAGUUUGCGUCAUUUCUGAUAGCCACCGACCUGCUGGGCGGAGCUUUUCAGGCAGAGACAUUCGACUACGUUGUCGUUGGCGGAGGAACAGCUGGCGUAACCCUGGCGGUUCGUCUUGCAGAAGCCUCGCAUAGUGUCGCUCUCAUAGAAGCCGGGACAUACUACGAAGACAGCUGGCCGUUCGCUGCUAUUCCCGGCGCAGAUGUCAUCCCUGUGGGAUCAGAUCCUGAUGCCAAGUUUGGUGCGGAUUGGGGGUUUGUCACAGCACCGCAAGCUGGUGCAGAUGGGCGCAGGAUACAUUUUGCGAGGGGAAAGUGUGUAGGGGAUCUGCACACCCAGCGCCUCGCAAAGCGGAUCCUCUUCGAUGAGCACAAGAGCGCAAUUGGCGUAGAAGUAGCAAACGGCUUUGGUUACCUUUCAAACAUAACGGCAUCCAGGGAGGUCAUCAUCUCGGCCGGCGCUUUCCAAUAUCCCCAGCUCCUUAUGGUCUCUGGUAUUGGACCUGCGGAGCAGCUGGCGAAACAUGGGAUUGAGGUUAUAUCUGACUUGCAAGUCGGACAAAAUAUGUGGGAUCACCCCUUCUUUGCGCUGAGCUACCGGGUAAAUGUAGAAACGCUUACCAGGGCCGCCAACGACCUCCUCUACCUCGGUACCACCUUCCUCGACUAUACGACGAAGCAUACGGGGCCCUUGACGAAUCCUGUUGCUGAUUUCAUUGCGUUUGAGAAGAUUCCUUCGUCUCACCGUACGGCUUUCUCGGCUGAGACAGAGAAGCAUCUUGCGGGAUUCCCGGAGGAUUGGCCUGAGGUUGAGACUGAAGCCAUCCAGUACAUGUCCGGCGCAGGAUACUUCCGACCCCCCGUCAUUAAUCCUAACUGGCUAGCAACGGAAGCGGAUCAAGAGGCCGCAAUCGCCAUCUUCAAGUGCAUCCGUGACAUCUUCGCCAGUGACGGGAUGGCUCCCGUGAUUCUAGGCGACGAGUAUUAUCCGGGUAAUGGGACGCAAGCUGAUGCGGAGAUCCUUCGGUUCAUCCAGAAGAAUGUUAUGACACUUUGGCAUCCAUCUUGUACGAAUAAGAUGGGGACGAAGGAUGAUCCGUCUGCCGUUCUUGAUAGUAAGGCGAGGGUGUUUGGGGUCGGGGGGCUUAGGGUUGCGAAUGCGAGUUCAUUUCCGUUUCUGCCGCCAGGGCACCCGCAGAGUACAGUUUUUAAGCAAUUGUACUACUGUUUCUACACUGCUGUUGGAAAUCUGGGCGGAUUGAAUAUCUAUAAUCGUUCCAUGAAUCCGUUCCUGGGGUGUGGGAUGAGGAAAGCUUCAAACUAUAAUAUCAAUUUGCCAAAGGACUCAAGUUCGGCUGCCCGUUCCUACAGUUUUGAAUGGGCGCGGGCCAUUUUUUUUCUGGAACAAGCGUGCCAGAUAAUGGCACAGAAGUACCGCAUCGCCUACUUGAUGACUCUCUUCAACACAGCGUCUAGAGGCCGGUUGGGGCCAGCAUAA
This is a messenger RNA of Aspergillus nidulans FGSC A4, 1515 nucleotides long. Its product is annotated as GMC family oxidoreductase. Bases 1 to 1515 code for a protein of 504 amino acids. Gene Ontology annotation, molecular function: oxidoreductase activity, acting on CH-OH group of donors; flavin adenine dinucleotide binding. NCBI's taxonomy places the organism in Eukaryota, Fungi, Ascomycota, Eurotiomycetes, Eurotiales, Aspergillaceae. Gene Ontology annotation, biological process: secondary metabolite biosynthetic process. The record is from RefSeq and is a predicted model, not a curated record. The transcript is spliced from 5 exons.